AACAAAUCGUCAUCUCUCACAUCCAGGGGGAAAGGAGGGAUCAGAUCCCUUGCUCCAAAUAUCCUGUUGGUGUGGAUUACACAGGAUAUCUGUCAUUUCAAGCGCCUUUUUGCCUUUAACUUUACUUAUGGGUUUCUCUUUUGAGAUUUGAAUGCAUAAGAGGACAUGAAUUCGGCCGAACAGACCAUCACAUGGUUAAUAACGCUGGGUGUCUUGGAAUCACCCAAAAAAACACUAUCGGAUCCUGAAGGGUUUUUACAAGCGUCCCUCAGAGAUGGAGUGGUUUUGUGUAAACUAUUGGAACGGCUGCGACCCGGUUCGGUUCACACGGUAUUUGAAGCCAAUGAGCUGCUUCAGGGCCAGAACUUCACGAAGGUCUUGAAUUGCUUGGUUGCACUCAACAAAGCAACUUCAGAUUGCGGUGGUGGGAGUGAUUCUAUGUGUCUUCAUAACUCGUCUUCUCUCCGGAUCAAGUCCUUUGACUCCAUCAACUGUCCAUCCACUCACAGUAGAUCCUCCAGACACAAGUACAACCAGUACCGCAGUCUGGACAUGUCUGAAAGCAGUGGCCUUCAGGUGCUGGUGAAAGCAAAGUUUAACUUCCAGCAGACCAAUGAGGACGAGUUGUCCUUUAGUAAGGGUGACAUCAUCCAGGUGACACGGCAGGAGGACGGUGGCUGGUGGGAGGGGACUCUCAAUGGCAAAAGUGGCUGGUUUCCUAGCAACUAUGUCAAAGAGAUCAAAGGCUAUGACAAACCUGUGUCUCCCAAGUCUGCAUCACUGAAAAGUCUGCCCAAGGGCUUUGAGACUGCUAACUUCUGCAAGACAUACUAUAAUGUGGUGGUUCAAAAUAUUGUCCAGACGGAAACAGAGUACUGUAAAGAGCUGCAGACUCUCCUCUCGACGUAUCUGAGAGUGUUACAGCCUACUGACAGACUCAGUGUGUCAGAUAUCAGUCACAUCAUGGGCAAUCUGGAGGAGAUCAGCUCUUUCCAGCAGACACUGGUACAUUCACUGGAAGAAAGUGUCAAAGUUCCAGAGAGUCAGCAGAGAAUAGGAGGCUUCUUCCUGUCUCUUGUCCCUCAGCUGAGGGGCUUGUACGUGACCUACUGCUCCAACCAUCCAUCUGCUGUUAACGUCCUCACACAACACAGUGAGGAAUUAGGGGAGUUUAUGGAAAGUAAGGGUGCGAGCAGCCCUGGAAUUCUCACACUCACCACAGGCCUUAGCAAACCCUUCCUGAGACUGGAAAAAUACCCUACACUACUCAAAGAGAUGGAGCGACACAUGGAGGAGAUCCACCUUGACCGUCCAGACAUUCAGAAGAGCAUGACAGCAUUUAAAAAUCUCUCUGCUCAUUGUCAAGAAGUGAGGAAGAGGAAGGAACUUGAGCUGCAGAUUCUGACAGAGUCAAUUCGUGGAUGGGAAGGGGAGGGAAUUAGGGCCCUGGGCUCUGUUCUCUACAUGUCACAGGUCCUCAUUCAGAACCAUGGCACUGAGGAAAAGAAUGAGCGAUACUUGUUGCUGUUUCCUCACGUUCUUCUCAUAUUGUCCACCAGCCCUCGAAUGAGUGGUUUCAUCUUCCAGGGAAAACUCCUUCUAACAGGAAUGGCUGUUAAUAAGAUAGAAGACAAUGACUCGACAAAAAAUGCUUUUGAAAUAUCUGGAAAUAUGAUUGAACGGAUCCAGGUGAUCUGUUAUAACCAGCGAGAUCUCCAGGAGUGGAUGGACAAUCUGAACCGCCAGACCAAACGCACCUCAACCAGCAAUAUGAAACCACAGAACACACCCUGCCAUACACUGCCGUCUCACCCGCUCACACCAUCCAGACACUCAGAGAAUCGAGUUCUAAGCGGAUCUCCAGUCUACCACACUCUUCCUCACCUCUCUUCAUAUGGGACCCCGCACAGUGGAAUGAUGUGGGGCCCCCUUGAACCCCCUAAAACCCAGAAACCAUGGAGUCUCAGCUGUCUCCGACCUGCACCACCCCUAAAACCAUCAGCUGCAUUGUGCUACAAAGAGGAUCUCAGUAAAAGUCCUAAAAGUAUGAAGAAGCUUUUGCCUAAACGGAAACCUGAGAGGAAGCCAUCUGAUGAAGAAUUUGCAGUGAGAAAAAGCACUGCAGCUCUGGAGGAGGACGCUCAGAUCCUGAAAGUGAUUGAAGCAUACUGCACAAGUGCUAAAACACGACAGACACUAAACUCAACAUGGCAGGGCACUGAUUUGAUGCAUAAUCAUGUGCUGGCUGAUGUUGACCAAUCGUGUGUGGAUGCCGUUGGUUGCCGUAGCAGUGGAUUUCCCUCUGACCAAUCAGAAGACUCUGACUAUGACAGUAUAUGGAUAAAUCACGCAAACAGAAUGGGUUCUAUGUCCCGUAAGAGCUGCUGCUCGCAAAAUACGUCACAUGAAAAUUAAAGUGCUCUUUCCUUUCCUUUUUCUUUCUUCAUUGAAUGUGAAGAGCCCUUGUUUUCAGUGUUUAACAUAUAGAUGUGCAAUAGCUUUUAUAUUAUGAUUUCCCUUAAACUUGUUUCCCAGAUGUUUCUUUUCAUUGCCAUGUUUUUUAUCUUUCUUUCUGGUUGAUUUCUGUCAUGAUGGGUGGGAAACAAGUAAUGUUGGGUCAUAUGUUCUUGUGCGUCCAGUAUUCAGAUGUCUGUUGGUGUGUCUGUGAGACAGAUUUAUGUCCAUAAUGAUUUUUUUACGGUUAAAACCGUUGCAUAUUUUAACAUUGCAUUUAUUAGCACAAAACACAAUAUUGUAAUAUUAAUUUAAAAUUAAGUGUUACAUAACAGUGUUUUAGGGUUGCACAGUAUAUUAAUACUGAUGAAAUAUCGCAAUACCAAAAAAUUGAUAAUGGUAUGUUAUUAUCCUGAUGCUAAUUUCGUUACCAUACUACAGUGUGGUGCUAUUAGCAAAAUUUUAUGGGAUGUGACAUUUUUUAGAUGAAAUCAAUGACAGUUUGACAAUCAAAUUAAAAUCUUAAUAUGGCCAAGUGUGAUCAUUAAACAGCACAAGGAUGUCAUUUAAUUAAAUAAUAUGCAGUCUACACGUGCCGCAUGCGAGAGGUGAACGAGAGGUGCAGCUGUGCUCUCUGUCAUACUGUACUUCACAAACACGUACACAAACAGAUCGCAUGUAAUGCGGUGUGUUUAGUGUAUUAGCGGCUGUGAACACUCACACAAACUCUUCUGGUGCUGCUCUGAGAUCUCAGCUCGCGAGUAUUUCAGUAUUUUAUUUAAAAUGAGGACCUUAUUAAAAACUACCAUGCAGGAGUAACUCAAAGGUCCGUCAAAAAAGUUCUGUUUAAAUGGAGGCGUGAAAUUUAAGAUAUUAUUUACAACACAAAAAUGUUAAUAUUAUAUAGAAAAAUGUAAUAGCAAUAAUACUACUAAUAACAAUAAUAAUAAAUGGUUUAUUAUUACUAUUAUUAUUAUUUAUAAUUGUUAUAAUUAUUAUAACGUAAGUGGUAUCACAAAAACAAGUGUACUGAAUAUCAGCACACCUGAGAUUCAAGCGUAGCUAAUCAGAUUGUUUUCAAUACUGUUUUCAUCUUGUGAAGCUCCGUUGUGCAAAAUUUUAUUUGACCAAAAAAAUUAAUCAUUAUGUUUACAUUGAUUAAAGCUUUAUGUAUUCAUUUGAUUAAACACUGUUUUAAUAAUAACAUUUAAUUAAAACAUAAUUCAUGGAAUCCAGAAAAAUUACAAUGGAAAAUGCAGAGUUUGAAACUGCAAGAUUUGUGCAGUUCUUUUAAACAAGUCUUUUUCUGUGUGAUUUCAUCAGUAAUCUGAGGCUAUUUAUUUGUUGCUGAAGUAUCGAUUUAUUAUUGAUACCGAGGUACCAGGGCUGGUAUUGUACCAAAGGCAAAAUUUUGUUAUCGGAUCAACCCUACAGUGUUGGAAGCAUUUUUAGCUGUUUUGGUUACUCCUGCCGUUUUUCUAACUUCAACCACAAACUAUUUCUCCAAAACCCUGCCCUCCAAAGACAUGCUGGCAAAACUGAUGUCACCAAAUCCGACUGCAGGCAGAGAGGGUUUCUGAUAGCCUUGUUUUCUCACCGCUUGUAUUCCAUGGGUUCCAGAGAAGAUGAAUUAGCUUGUAUUCUUUUUUAGUAGAUUUUAUUCUAACUUUUAAUAGUUGUUUUUCUUCUUAAGACCAGGGUUCCCACGGUCAUGGCAAACCUGCAAAUAUCAGGGAAUUUUAAAAUGGUGUUUCCCAGGCCUGGAAAAGUAAUGGAAAUUAAUAAAAUCUCAAAAGUAGUAAAUAUACAUCGUUCUGUUUUUACUCUGCUCUAGAAUAUUUCAUCAGCUAUAUAUUGCCCUUGUUUAGUGUAAAACAUUCUCCCAAGCCAACAGUGAUGUCCAGUUUGUCAGUGAAUCGUUCUUUUGAGUCAGUUCUUUUCUAUGAUUUAGUCGAAAUGGUUCAGAAAUUGGUCUUAAUGAUUUAUUAGCAAAUUGGUUUGAAUCAAAAUAUAUUUUUUUUAAAAUCUGGAUGGAGUAAUCACAAAUGCCUGGAAAAAUCAUGGAAAUUCAUUGGUCAAAAAGAAAAAAUUUUCUUUCACAUUUUAAUAGUACAAGUAAAAACUUGUUUCUUUAAGACUGACAUAGCCUGUAAAUUAAUCUGUUGAUCAGUUGUUAAGUUUUCAUUGUUAAACCUC
Molecule: messenger RNA, 4650 nt
Organism: Myxocyprinus asiaticus (Chinese sucker)
Lineage: Eukaryota; Metazoa; Chordata; Actinopteri; Cypriniformes; Catostomidae
Gene: arhgef7b
Product: Rho guanine nucleotide exchange factor (GEF) 7b
Exons: 18
Coding region: 166-2415 (749 amino acids)
Biological process (GO): intracellular signal transduction
Molecular function (GO): protein binding; guanyl-nucleotide exchange factor activity
Source: RefSeq, a predicted model, not a curated record